GGGGGCACAGAAUCCACACAAAAUAAUACCCUUCAAUCCACCGCCAGAAAAGUUGUUUCCCGAGCGAACAAAACGCCAUCCAGAAAACACUACUGACCGAAUAUUCCGAGGUGCGGCUUGUCAUCCCGGUCUCUCGCCCUCGCGAAACGAGAAGAAAAUCAUGGCCUACCGCUCCCGAGCAGAGGCCUACGAGCCAUAUGAUGAGAGGGUUUCCGCCUUCAGCAGCCCCUACACCCCUAGCGCCGAAUUUUUCCCGAGCCCGGCAUCACCAGAACAACCAACGCGGAAGGGUGCGUACACAUCCGUCCCUGUUCGCAACAUCAGCGAGGCAUCCACGAUGCACCCGCGGGGGCGAAUGGGGACUACCAUGGAGGAUAUACUCGAUAGGUCAAAGUCGAGGGAGCAGCAGGUGCUAUGGGGGACAAAAAUACAUUGGUUCAUACCGACUGCUAUGAUGUGCUUGUUGAUUGCGGGCAUUUUGGGUGCAAUGGGGCACCACCUUUUCUAUGCUAGCUUGCAGGGUAAACAGGCGGAGGAUCAAUUAAUGAAGGUUCGGUAUGGUACCGUUUUGGCAUACUUUACCAAGGCAUCUCUGGUGGGAUCGGUGGUUCUCGCUUAUAGGUUCUUGCCCCUCGGCCUUAGCUUUGACUCAAGUCACUAGUAUUGACUCUCCGUGGUGACUUUAUAGACAGAGGAUAUGGCAUACAAUGCGGCGAAAGGCCAUAACACUGAAGGGGAUAGAUCAUUUAUUCGCUGUUGUGGAGGACCCAACAUCUUUUGCCUCAAAGGAGAUAUACUUCAAGGCCAAACUAGCCACUGCAAUGGCAAUGGCAACAUGGUAUGACGCGGAAAAGUAUCGCAAAGCGCUGGAGCUAGUACUAACAGUGUCCCACGCAACAGGUUAAUCCCCAUCGCGUCUAUGCUUUCCCCCGCUGCUCUCACGGCGCAACUUACAGAGGUGGUGUCGCCUAAUACUACGUGCACCGUCCCAGUCCUCAACUUCACUGCGGAGAAUACUGCGAAUUGGAGGGAGCCCAAGAAGGGCCGAUUCGGACAUAGUUUGUCUUUCUUCAACACCACCCCGCCUCCACCCCGAAAUGGACCUGUCUGGUUCGAUCAGCCCAGUUUUGUGGCCAGAAAGUUACAAGUUCUGGCAACCCUUAGCGGUAAACCAAUUCAGAUUACUACCCCUUGUUCCAACCACAACUGCACCUGGAAAGCAAGCUUCCAGGCGCCAUGGUACAAUUGCACCUCAAAAAAGCAAGCCGAAGUGGCCUUGGAAAUGCCAAAGUUUAUAAACUACACCUUUGACGACCUUGCGCCUGUAGGGAACAAGAUCUACUUUGCUGGCUCCGACGCCGAGGAGUACGCUCGACCGCAACCAGGCUACAGCAACGAAACCCUGGAUAAACAGGGCACCUUCGAGAAUGAGCCGGCAAUCUGGUUUGGCUACAUCUAUCAAACAAAGCGGCUUGCAAAUGACUCCGGUGUUGUGCUCCCGCCAAAUUCUAAACCCCCAACUGCAUGGGAGCGCGAAAUACAACGACAUGUGAUGCGCUGUGAACUUCAGAAGGCAAACUACUCCAUCAACUUUUCCUUUGUGAACAACGUGCAGUCCUCCAAUGUCUCCGUCUCUGGCGGGAAACCAGUCUUCACGCCGCCCACGGGAUCAACUUCCUUCGGGCCGCUCGACCCGGGAUAUAAAGAAUUCCUAGCAUAUCACUCCCUCGGCCUUCUAGUCCGCCAGGUGGUGCAUGGGUACGUUAACAAGACGAAUUCAACAGAGCCACCCGUAACUUCUACCACCCUCUCACAGACCCGGCUCCUAAGCCAAGAAACUUCUUUCACAGUGCCAAACUUCAAGGCUGAAUUCCAAAAAUUUUUCGAAGAAAUUGUCGUAACCCUCCUCUCAGAACCCUACUUGGAAAUAGGCGCCACCGAAGUUGUACCGUGCAGAAUGACCCGCUUCGAGAACAUCUUCUUCUACGAAAUGCAAGGCCUCUGGAUCGGGUACGCCAUUUCCGCCGCUAUAGCACUCCUGUCCAUCAUAACGGGCGGUGUCUCAAUAUACUGGAACGGGAUCACUAGCGAUACUCUGUUCUCUAAAAUUCUCGUCACCACCCGGAACCGCACACUAGACAAACUAGUGAAGCAGUACGAAGGUGUGUGUCUGGGUGGGGACCCAUUCCCACGGGAGCUCGAGCAGAUGCAGCUACGCUUCGGCGUGAUCGACGAACGGGAAACCGAUGAUGACCGUACCAAGCACGCCGCCUUCGGCACCGUUGAGGAGACGAUCCCCAUUUUACGCGGAGACUCGUACAAGCGCCUCGCCGCCCAGGGGAGCCAUUACCAGAGCAGUCGCUCGUGGACCAGUGGGAGUCCUAGGGCUGAGAGGUUUAGCGAGAGUUUUCAGAUGGAUACGCGAUACGCGGGGCCUAUAUAAACGGUUUCUCACUUUUACAUCGUUAUUCUCUUAUUACCUUAUCUCUUAUCUCUUGUCUCUUAUCUCCUAUAUUUUUCUUCUUUAUUCUGCGUUUGUUCGAUGCAUUAGAGCGAAGGUAAUUCCAUUUUGGGGGGUGUUUGGGACAAAUCAAAAUGGGGAGUUUUGUUAACGUUUUAUUUUCACCUUCAUUAUAUUAUGGGGAUCAACCGCGCUGCAGAGAUCGCGAAAUAACCCCCCCCCUCUGUUCAUUGGCGUUUGGGUUGUGACGCUUGGAGGAGUAAGUGAAGAAUGUAGAGCAAUGAUCUCCAUGUAUACCCACAAAAACACAUUACUUCAAUUUUGACAAUGAAACUGAUUGGACUCGCUCCAAUCUUGACAUCUACUUGCCAUCGCACAUCGCGAAGUGAGGGCUCCUGCUA
Messenger RNA from Tuber aestivum (summer truffle), 2862 nucleotides. The record is from the annotation of a GenBank genome assembly. NCBI's taxonomy places the organism in Eukaryota, Fungi, Ascomycota, Pezizomycetes, Pezizales, Tuberaceae.